AUGUCCCCCAUCGCUAUCAACGUAGCUCCUUUCCAGAGAGCCAAGGUCAAUCUGCUUCAACCUGAAGACUCGAAAUCAUUAAAGAGCAUUAUAGAACUUUUGCUCUUCAACGCUCAGCACAAUCCAGACCAUGUCUUUUGUCUCCAGCUGCCCUCCAAACAAAAUAAUGCGAUCGGCAAUGCUAUUUCGAUCACGCAUCAACAGUUCUACCACGCCGUUAAUUACUGUGCCCAACGACUACAGGAAGAAAUAGGCAUUAUUUCUUCUCCUACGAUAAACGAAGAUAGAACAGUGACCAAGUGCAGUCCUGUGGUGCUCUUCCUAGAGAGCAAUGUCGGGCUCCUGGUCCAUCUCCUAGCGUUACUGAGCCUGGGAGUUCCCGUUGCCGUUCUUUCUGCUCGACUCAGCCCGACGGCCGUACAUCAUCUCUUGUCCAGUAUCAGAGCACGGUCAGCCAUUGUAUCACCACGACUGACGAGUACAAUGAAGGAGGCGAUUGCACUCGAGGGCCAAGGCCAGUCAGUUGGUAUUCAGAUGUAUGUACAGCGACCAUACGAGGACGACCUCGAGAAAAGUCGAACGCUGGAUCUUUCUGCUAUCAAAAUCGAUGACGGCAGGCAUUUUGUCAGCGAGAACGAUCGGAAUGUAUUGAUUCUUCACUCUUCAGGAACAACUGGGCUCCCCAAGCCAAUCUACCAACCACAUCGUUAUCUCCUUAACUUUGCGGAAUGCCAUCAGCUAGGCAAAGAGGACAUUAUAGGAAGCGUUCUUUCAGCGUUACCACUAUUUCACCCAAGCAAAACGCUGAUGAGCCAGGGAUUCGGUCUUGUCGCACCAUGUCUCGCCAUGGGAGCUGGGAAGCCAUUUAUGCUGCCUCCUUCCAACACCAUACCUACUGGCUCUUUGAUGAUCGAGCUGAUUCACACCUUCACCCCAACAGCCCUGAUGACAGUACCUCACAUUCUCGAGGAAAUCACGGCACUAGCUCCAGAGCAAGGCGUCAACGCCUUGCGGCCUCUGGAAUUUGUCCUCUCUGGCGGAGGACCACUCAAGAAUUCCGUCGCCGAGAUCUUAGCAACCUCUGGGGUGAGUUUACUGGCUCAUUUUGGCACUACCGAGUGCGGACCUUUGGGGGUCGUUUCCGUCCCCGCCCCAGACUACGACUGGCACUACUGGCAACUUCGCCAGGAUAUCAACUACCGUCUCGACGAGGUUGAUGCAAGCUCCUCCGCUGAGGAAAAACAAUACAAACUAACUAUACACCCGUUUGGUUGGGAUUCGCCAUUCGAGCUGCAAGAUAUUCUCAUCAGCCGCGGUGCAGAGUACAGGCACCAUCUCCGAGCUGCAGGACGCAAAGAUGAUUUGAUCGUUCUCGUUAAUGGAGAGAAGGUCAUCCCACGGAUUCUCGAGUCUCUCCUUAUGCAAGACAGGCGAGUAAAGUCCGCCGUAGCAUUUGGGGAAGGCAGAUUCGAGAUUGGUGUCAUAAUUGAGUCCUCUUAUGAGAUCGGAGAUGAGGAGUUGCUCAAGACAGCCCUGUGGCCAAUUAUCGUCGAGGCCGGGGAGCAGAUGGAUUCCCAUGCGCGUAUCUCCAGCCCGGCUAGUAUUAUAUUUGCGUCGCCAGAGAAACCGAUUCCAAGGUCCGAUAAAGGCUCGAUCCUGAGGAGGGAGACUUACCGAGUUUAUGAAGAAGAAAUUGCCGACGUUUACAGAGAGUUGAAGGACACCGAGGAAACAAACGCCCUGGAUCUUCAGUCCGACACCCUUGAAAUGGAGUUGAAGGAUCUCAUCCAGAGGGAGAUAGGGUGGAAGAUCCCUCCUUCACAAUGGGAUAAUGGUAGCGAUCUCUUUGAACUAGGGAUGAAUUCACUGCAGGCAAUGCGCUUGCACCGCCUUCUGCUAUAUGCUGUGCCCGAAAGCCAGAGAGGAUCCAUGCGAGUCGAUCUCAUAUACAGGAAUCCUUCCGUGUCCAAGCUUGCAACGGCUCUACGCGAUAUAAAAGGAACUCAAACCGGACAUAGCGAGAGCUCUGAGAGUGAUAUUGAUGAGAUUAUUCGUCAGUAUUCCCUCAGUAUCCAAGGGAAAUCCAUCGUGCUUUUGACUGGCAGUACUGGCAACCUUGGUUCUAGCCUGUUGGCUCAUUUCAUCGCUUCCCCUACGGUCGAGAAGAUUAUUUGCCUAAAUCGACGACCGGCAGACCCCUUGACAGGGCAAAUUGACCUUCUCCAACGACAACUGAACAUAGCAGAAAGCAAAGGGGUAUCAAUUGGACUCAAAAUGGCGUCAAAGAUUGAAAUCAUCCCAUGCGAUCCGACCGCCGACUUGUUCGGUCUCUCUCUGAAGGUCUACACCCAGCUAAUAUCACAAACUACACACAUCCUCCAUAAUGCCUGGCCGAUGGACUUCAAGCGCAGUUUCGCCUCUUUUCAAUCCCAAUUUCAGUAUCUCAACAGCCUCAUCCGCCUCAGUCUUGACAUUCACAACCGUCGGCCGUCUAUCAAGCCACGACUUCUCUUUGUCUCCUCUAUCGCUGUUGUGGGACAAUAUCCCCGCACUCACGGGACAUGUUUCGUUCCUGAAGUCCCCUCAGAUAAAGCCAGCGUCAUUGACGACUUUGGUUAUGGCCAAGCUAAGUACGUGUGCGAAGAGGUUCUACGCGCCGCAGCAAAAACAUACCCAGGGCUAGAACUGGGGAUUGUACGAGUAGGACAGAUGUCGGGAUCCUCCACUAGCGGCUACUGGAACCCAAAGGAGCAUAUCCCUACGCUGGUGAAGUUUGCGGGCAUGACUCUGUCUUGGAUCCCUAUGGAUGCUGCAGCUGCCGUGCUGGGUGAUAUCCUCUUUUCCGCUUCGUUAAGCGGUAUCUACCAUCUGGAAAAUCCCAUCCGUCAAGCGUGGCAAGAUAUUCUUGAUGUAUUCGCUUCUUGCAUGGACAUCAAUACAGUUCGUGUGCCGUUUAACCAGUGGUUAAGUAAUGUACAAGCGGCAGUGGAGCAUCAAGGAACGGAAGACGAGCGCAUGGAGUUGCAUAUGUUGUCCGAUUUCUUUGAAAAGAAUUUUCAGCGCAUGGCGACGGGGAGGGUUAUUCUUGAUACGAGUAGAACAAGGGCCGUCUCGAGAACUUUACGGGAGGUAGAUGAGGUUUCGACAGAAGUUGUGUCGAAGUAUGUGAGUCAGUGGAGGAGAAAUGGAACACUGGGGGACCACAUGUGUCGUAUUAAGUCUACCUAA
Penicillium lagena is the source of this 3228-nucleotide messenger RNA. RefSeq lists its product as uncharacterized. Bases 1 to 3228 code for a protein of 1075 amino acids. The transcript has 3 exons. Lineage: Eukaryota; Fungi; Ascomycota; Eurotiomycetes; Eurotiales; Aspergillaceae. The record is from RefSeq and is a predicted model, not a curated record.